ACGGCUGCACUUAAAAUAGAAUCACUUUUUCUCAGGGUUGUGGACCAGGCCUCAGGAACAGAGAUCGCCGUAUUUCCAAUCUACAAGGUGUUGUUUUGUGCCCGUGGAAAAGAAGGUUCUGUGGAAAGUGACUGUUUCUCCUUCACUGAGAGUUACCGGAGCGCUGAGGACUUCCAGAUCCACGUCUUCUCCUGCCACAUCAAAGAGGCCGUCAGUCGUAUCCUGUACAGUUUCUCCACAGCCUUCCGGCGUUCUGCGCGGCCGGCAGACAUCAGGGACACGGCGCUCUCCGGCCCGCCUGAAGGCGACCUCUACACCUUCACUGUCACCCUGGAGAUCAAAGAGGACGAUGGCAAAGGCAACUUCAGUCCUGUGCCAAAGGACAGAGAUAAAUUCUACUUCAAGCUGCGACAGAGCGUUCAGAAGAAGGUUGUGGUUUCAGUUCAGCAAAUGUGCAACAAGGAGCUGGGCAUCGAGAGGUGUUUUGGGAUGCUGCUGAGUCCAGGACAGAAAGUGUGCAACAGUGACAUGCAUCUACUAGACAUGGAGUCGAUGGGAAAGAGCUCUGAUGGGAAGGCCUAUGUGAUCACAGGAACAUGGAACCCAAACAUGGCAGCCUUCCAGCCGCUGAACGAAGACACCCCUAAAGAUAAGCAGGUGUACAUGACGGUGGCAGUGGACCUGGUGGUCACUGAGGUGCUGGAGCCAGUUCGCUUCCUGAUGGAAACUCUGCUCAGGGUUUAUCCAUCAAACGAGCGCUUCUGGUACUUCAGCCGCAAGACCUUCAGUGAGACCUUCUACCUCAAACUCAGACAG
Notothenia coriiceps (black rockcod) is the source of this 816-nucleotide messenger RNA. Its product is annotated as rab GTPase-activating protein 1-like. The annotation marks the transcript as partial. The record is from RefSeq and is a predicted model, not a curated record. Lineage: Eukaryota; Metazoa; Chordata; Actinopteri; Perciformes; Nototheniidae. The transcript is spliced from 6 exons.